Molecule: messenger RNA, 2462 nt
Organism: Galleria mellonella (greater wax moth)
Lineage: Eukaryota; Metazoa; Arthropoda; Insecta; Lepidoptera; Pyralidae
Product: acidic juvenile hormone-suppressible protein 1
Exons: 8
Coding region: 77-2197 (706 amino acids)
Source: RefSeq, a predicted model, not a curated record
UAUAUUGAAAACAAAAUUAUCAUAAAGGUGAUACGUAUAAAUAGAGAGUUCCUAGCUCCUUUGUGCAUUGGCAGUGAUGGGUCGAUUGGUUUUGUGUGUAUUGGCCUUGUUGGUGGGUGGCGGGAUCUCGGAUCCCGUCAAAAAAUUGCAGAGAACUGUGGAUCAGACUGUAUUGGAUCGUCAGUAUAAGCUUCUGACUUUAUUUUUCCACCCUCACGAGCCGAUCCACAUCAAGGAACAACAAGAAAUAGCUGCAUCUUGGGAUUUAGAAAAGAAUAUCGGCCUUUACGAAAAUGCUACCGCCGUCCAUCUUACUAUCCAGAUGCUUCAUAAUAAUUACCAAGUACCUAGAGGUGUGCCGUUUACCGUUUUAGAAUCUGUCCAUAGAUUUGAAAUUUCGGUAUAUUACAGUUUACUUUAUUCAGCCAAGACAUAUGACACCUUUUAUAAAACAGCUGUAUUCUUAAGACAGCACGUUAAUGAAAAUCUCUUUGUAAAUGUACUUAGCGUUGUAAUUCUCCACCGAUCUGAUACUCAGGACAUUAGAAUCCCACCAAUUUAUGAUGUUUUCCCUUCAUAUUUCCAUAAUGGUGAGAUUAUGACGACAGCCCAAAGAAUAACUACUCAUGGUCAACGAAUGUUAGAACAUUACCCAUCAACAUAUGUUUGGGAGAACAAUGUUGUUAUAAGACAUAAUGAAACUGCUUGGCCGUAUUACUGCAAUACAGAGUCAAUGCCAGUUAGUUAUUUCACUCAUGAUGUAACUUUAAACGCACUAUAUUAUAAUAUUAAACUUGCGUAUCCAAUCUGGCUGCGAAGUGAUGCUUGUGCGAUCAAAGAAAAACGAGGUGAGCUUUUCUUCUUCUGGAACAAACAACUUUUGGCUCGCUAUUAUAUGGAACGCUUGUCUGUUGGUCUUGGUGAGAUACCAGAAUUAGGUUUGAAUGAAGUAGAGGAAGGAUAUGUAUCUGGGUUAUUGUAUCACAAUGGAAUUCCAUACCCAGUGAGACCUAACCACUUGGUACUCAAUCAUCAAACUUGGCAUGCUGAAGCUAUAGAAGAAAUCGAAGUUUAUGAAAACCGCAUUCGUGACAUGAUCGACCAGGGCUUCUAUAUUACAAACACUGGUGAACAUGUCAGCAUCAACAGUCCGGACUCGAUUGAUGUUCUCGGGCGUCUUAUUGAAGCUAACGUUGAUUCUCCUAAUGUUCAAUACUAUAAAGACUUCAUCAGCAUUUGGAAGAAGGUUCUCGGCAAUUCUCUUGUUCAUGAAUCUGUUGCUUUUAACGGUAUACCCUUGGUCGUUCCUUCUGUAUUGGAACAGUACCAAACCGCUCUCCGAGAUCCAGCAUAUUACAUGAUCAUGAAACGAGUUCUUAAGCUGUUCAAUUUAUGGCAUGAACAUCUCCCACAUUACACUACAAAAGAAUUAUCAGUACCGUCAGUUAAGAUCGAAAAAGUCGAAGUAGACAAACUACUAACAUACUUCGAGUAUACUAAUUUCAAUGUUACCAAUCAUCUUCAUCUGAAUGAAAUUGAAUGUAAUAACGUGAUUAAUACCAAGAGCGUGUUGGUCCAGAGGACACGUUUGAACCACAAAGUGUUCACCGUGCGAGUCAAUGUUAAGAGUGGUGUAGCCAAACACGUCACUGUCAGAUUCUUCCUAGCUCCCAAAUACGAUAGUGUUGGCAACGAAAUACCCCUGAAUGUUAACACACAGAACUUCUUGUUGAUUGAUAUAUUCAAUUACGAAUUGAAAGAAGGUGAUAAUUUAAUCACACGUGUUUCUUCGGACAACUUACUUGUCACUGACGAGAUUGAUAGCGCUUCUGUUCUUUUCAAUAAAGUUGACAGCGCUCUCCAAGGACACGGACAAUAUAUGCUUAACAUGAAACAAAAUAUUUUGAAAACUCCUCGACAUCUUCUUUUACCUAAAGGUCGCGUCGGUGGCAUGCCAUUUGUACUGAUGGUAUACAUUUCUGAGUACCACGCGCCCAACGAUGUUCAUCGAGGCACGGUAGAAACUAGCACUAUCGACAAUACGAUCCGCCUUACAAGCGAUACGCUGGGCUUCCCUGUAGACCGGCCCCUGUUCCCAUGGAUGCUCACAGGAGUUGAGAACAUCUUCCUUCAAGAUGUCCAAAUCUACCACAAACCCACAACAGAAGUGACCGGCGUACCAGUCUAUGUUGAAUAAAUGAAUGAGAAAAAUCUGGUGUAGCUACUAACAAUAUUGUUUAUUUCCGUUAAUACACAAUCUAUCUUACUGUAAAUAUCAAAACCAAUUGUUGUAGCCUAAACAGUGAUAACUCAUGUUCAUGUAAUAGUCAAGUAGCGAAACCACUUAGCUAGCUUUAUUACUUUUAUACUUAUAUAAUUUUAUUAGUGUAUGUAUCAAUUGUUUAUAUUUACUUAUAAUUUAUUAUAAUGAUUAAAUAAAUAUAUAUUUUUUGAUUAAAAAA